UCCAUAUAUACAAACGAAAGACUGCACCCUUCCGCCCCCUGGAACUACAUACCUACUACUGCUACCUGCUACCGCUACUCCUGCUACUACCGCUACUACCGCUACUUCUCCUGUUGCUGCUGCCAGUCCGACUGCUAAAGAGUCAACAUCGUCACCUCCUGGUUGGCAAUUGCUUUUACUGCCUGCUCUUACAUACACCUUGGUCGUCCUAGAGCAUUCAAUUACCCAACUGCUCACAAACGGACACCUCACCCACCUCAUAGAAAGUCUUCAACCUUUGAACGAAUCGAAAGCUCCGCCAGACGUCCACGAUGCUCACUAAAUACGAGCCCGUAGGGAGCCUUGUUGCUCCCUCAACAUCCUCAACACCAUCUCUGCGCUCGAUGGGCAAAGUACACUCUCGACCUACUCCGCGGCCGUCGUACCGGCACAUCUUCAUCAUCACCGGCCCAGCUGGUUGCGGAAAAUCGUCGGUGGCCCUCCACCUGGCGAAGCAAUUGGACUUGCCCUACAUUGAAGGCGACGACUACCACCCUCAAAGCAACGUCGACAAGAUGGCCAGCGGCGUUCCCUUGACCGACGACGACCGCUGGGACUGGCUCGAAACGAUCCGCAAGCAAGCCGUCGGCGAACUCGAGAACGGUGCUUCCGGCUGCGUCGUAACCUGUUCCUGCCUGAAGCGCAAAUACCGCGACGUGAUCCGACUCGCGGGUCGCGAAGCCGACGAUGUGGUCAUGCGGUUCGUCUACCUCCGCGCCGACAAGGAGUUGUUGCUCUCGCGCGUCCGCGCACGGAAGGGCCACUACAUGAAGGACGACAUGGUAGCGAGCCAGUUCGAGGCGCUCGAGGAGCCCGAUGAGACGGAGACGGACGUUAUCCCUAUCGAUGUCGGUGGGACGCUGGAUUCGGUGAAGGAUGCUUCCAUGGAUCAGGUUACCAGAGUCAUGGACGAGCAUGUAUGAUAGCGAAAAAGGGGGGGUUGUGGUUUUGAGGUUUUCCUUUUUUUUGCCUUUUUUUCUAUUGAUUAAAGUUUUUUGACUUUCCCUCGACCAAAGCC
Molecule: messenger RNA, 1057 nt
Organism: Tricharina praecox
Lineage: Eukaryota; Fungi; Ascomycota; Pezizomycetes; Pezizales; Pyronemataceae
Product: P-loop containing nucleoside triphosphate hydrolase protein
Exons: 2
Coding region: 312-962 (216 amino acids)
Cellular component (GO): cytoplasm
Molecular function (GO): gluconokinase activity
Source: RefSeq, a predicted model, not a curated record